This is a messenger RNA of Pedinophyceae sp. YPF-701, 1686 nucleotides long. NCBI's taxonomy places the organism in Eukaryota, Viridiplantae, Chlorophyta, Pedinophyceae. The record is from the annotation of a GenBank genome assembly.
AUGACGUCUCAGGCGGGGUCUGACGCGAGCUGGGAGGACCAGGAGGACCAGGGCGACGGCGCGUGGGGCCAGUGGGAGGAGGGCGGCGAGGACGGCGGAGACGACGGCGAGACGCAGUCGCUGUUCACGAAGGGGAAGGUCCUGCCGAGCAUCAGGGCCGCGAUAGCCCACGAUGCGAAAGAGAACGGGUUCGACAUAGCGCAGUACGUGCGAGAGAAACGACUCGACGAGUAUGAGGUCAUCCGGUUGGUGAACUACAUCCGCUCGGAGGUCGCUGCGGGGCGCGACCCACGCCCCGCGCUGGCAGCGGUGCCGGCCGGCGCCGCCGUGUGCGCCGCGCCGUGGGGCGAGGACGAGUACCUCAUCCCGGUCCUCCCCGAAGACCCCCUGCUCUUCGCCGACCUCGGCCAGGUCCUCGACGAGCGCAUCCCGGACGGCGCGCACGAGGUCGCCGGCGAGGACGCGGCCAGCGAGGUCCUGCGCUUGCGCGAGGAGUGCAAGGCCCUCCGCGAGGCUGUGGCGAACCUCUCGGCCUCGCCGCUCGCGGUGGACGCCACCGAAGAUGCGGGCGGUUCAGCGAGCCCGGGCGCCGCGGGCGCCGGUCCGAGCCGGCCAAGAGGCGCGAUGCAAACCACGGCGGCGGCGCGGAUCGACCGCGCGUACUUCGGCUCGUACGCGGGGUUCGCGAUCCACAGGGAGAUGCUGGCGGACAAGGUCCGCACGGAGGCGUACCGGGCGGCGAUCGAGGGCAACGGCGCGCUGUUUUCUGGCGCGAGUGUCAUCGACGUCGGUUGCGGGACGGGCAUUCUGUCGAUGUUUGCGGCGCGAGCGGGGGCGCGGCACGUGGUCGGGAUCGACGGCAGCGAGCGCAUCGCAGGAUUCGCGAGACAGAACGCGGAGGCAAACGGCCUCGCGGCGUCGCAGGGCGGGCCCGUGGCGAUCGUUGCGGGGCGCGUCGAGCAGCUCAAGGACCUCCCCGGUCUAUCAGACACCAGCAAAGCUGAUGUCUUGAUCUCCGAAUGGAUGGGGUACGCGCUGGUGUUCGAGUCCAUGCUCGCGACGGUCCUGCGCGCGCGCGACGCGUGGCUCAAACCCGGCGGCGCGAUCCUCCCGGACACGGCCGCCAUCCUGGUUGCUGGCGGCGGCAGCAAGUCGCAUGGGCUCGACUUCUGGGAUGACGUGUACGGCUUCAACAUGGCCCCGAUGCGGCGCGAGGAGGAGGCCGAGGGCCUCGGCCGGACGAUCGUGCGCGUCGUGGACGGCCUGGACAUCGUCACAGAGGCCGCGAGGGUGCACGAGAUCGACCUGUGCCGCGCGCAGAACAAGGAUGCGAAUUUCACCGCGACGUUCCGGCUGCCCGCGGACUCCGGCGCGAAGGGCUCGCAGUACGUCGAGUCGAUCGUCCUGUGGUUCGAGACGGCGUUCAGCGAGCGGUUCUGCAAGCAGAAGCAGGUGGUGCUGGACACGUCGCCGCACGAGCCGCCGACGCACUGGGCGCAGACGGUGCUGUUGUUGCGCGAGCGCAUUGAGCUGCCGCCCGACGGGGCGCUGGCGGGCACGCUGAGCGUGGCGGAGGACCCCGGGGAGGCACGCAGCCUGCAGAUCGCGCUGCAGUGCGGCCUGGAGGCCGCGGGGCCGAAGCAGCCCCAGCAGGUGAUGUCGUACAAGAUGUCUAUUGUUGAGUGA